Cryptosporidium muris RN66 is the source of this 2580-nucleotide messenger RNA. RefSeq names its product HEAT repeat family protein. Gene Ontology annotation, cellular component: nucleus; condensin complex. Bases 1 to 2580 code for a protein of 859 amino acids. NCBI's taxonomy places the organism in Eukaryota, Apicomplexa, Conoidasida, Eucoccidiorida, Cryptosporidiidae. The record is from RefSeq and is a predicted model, not a curated record. Gene Ontology annotation, biological process: mitotic sister chromatid segregation. The transcript has a single exon.
AUGUUUAGUGAAGACUAUUUAAAUACUCUAUUAGGGAGAAAUGAGUCACCUACAAGUAGGAAAAGACGCAAUAGCUUAAAAUUAUCAAAUAUUCGUGAACUGAAUAAAUUUAAAGAGAAAAUAUUUGAACAGUUUGGAGAUUCUAUUUGUUCGGAUAUAGUAUCAAAUUGUCUAAAUAGUAUAACAAUUAUUAAAAAUAGUGAUGGUCAAGAUUUGAUAUCCUAUAUGAUUGUCCAACUAGGAAGUAAAAUGAUUGAUAAGCUAUUUGCAUGUAUAGAUGAAAUAUUACCAAAAUCAAAUAAUAGUGUAAUUUCUGGAUUAAGCAACAUUUUAUAUUCUAUAUGGAAAAAUUCUAAUAUGAAUUCAACUAAGGAAUAUACUGAAGAACUAAUACAGAAAAAGUUAUGUAAUGGUUGUAUUCGAUUAAAUCCUUUUAUGGCAUCAAAAAUAAGAUUAUUAUUAAGUUCAUUUCAUGAAAAUCGCUAUGAAAGUGAUGUAAAUGAUUUGCUUGUAAGACUAUAUGAUCCCAUAUUAUGGAGGUACUUAUCUGUAGCCAACUGGAAAGUUCGUCUAAACUCAACAGCCUUAUUUGCAAUUUUAUUUCCCCUAAUUGAUUCAUCUAUAACUUCUUCAGGAUAUCAAAGUGAUUUGAAUAGACAAUACUGUUUAUUGCAACAAUUACUAUUUGAUCAACACCCGGAAGUUCGUGUAGCUGCAAUUCAGGGCACUUGUCGUGUCUUAAGAUUAUAUUGGGAAAUUGUACCUGUGGACAAAUUACAGGAACUAUUAAAUAUACUUGUCACAAAUUGCAUUAGAGAUAAAGAAUUUGCAGGUGUUAGAAUUGCAGUUUUAGAUGGUUUGCGUAUUAUACUAGGUAAUCCUUUAUCACAAUAUACUUUACAAAAUUAUCUCCCACGUUUGAGCUCAUAUAUUCAUGAUAUAGAUAUAUUAGUCAGAUAUUCUAUGUCCCUCCUUGUGCUACAAGUAUCUAAAAUUGAAGGUAUGGAUUAUAAAAAAAUCAUUUCACCGAAACAAAUACUUGCAAGGAUUUCCAAGGAAUAUAUUUUGCAUCAAAUUAAUCAAGCUACUCAUUAUAUAAAAAGAGGGGGAUAUGCAGAAUUUGAUUCUGUGGAAUAUAUUAGUAAUAAUGACAUCUUUAGUGAAUCUCUUAUUAAUAAACCUUUACAAGUAGCACGCAUUUUGGCUGAAUUACUGAAUUCUUCAAUAUUUUCUAAUAAAUCUCCUCAUGACCAGCUUAAAUAUUGCCAUUUCCUCUGUGAACAAUGCCCUAUUGGACUAAUUGGUUAUGCUAGCUCUUUAAGUAUUUCAAUUGAUAAAAAUUUUGGAAAUGACAUCCCACCAUCAGAAAGGCUACGACUUGGUGUAAUGCUCAUUUCAACAACUAUUGAUAGUUAUCUUAAAGGAAAUGCAAAGAUGGAUCAUAAUAAAGCAAAAGUACUACUAUCUACUGGUAGGGAAAUACUUAAACCAUUGCUUAAGGAUAAUGACCAAGAAACUACAAAAUUGGCUAGUGACUUUUUUUUCAAAACAUGUAAUGAUGCAAUUUUUUCAAAAUUUCAUGAAGAUAAGCAUUUAUGGUUACAUAUAAUACAGUUAUUGUUAGAUCAAGGUUGUUUUACAAGUACUCAAUUCCCUUUAAUUACAAAGUUUAUUAUUCAAGAUUUAUGGUACUAUUCACUAAAUUAUCCAACAAAAUCUAUGGACCUUAAUACUAGUCAGAUACUUUAUGAUGGGAUUAUUCCAUUAAUGAACAAGUGGAAAUUAUACACAGAUAUGUGGCCAAUACUAUUUGAUGGGACAAUCCAAUUAUUAAAAGGUGAGGUUAACAAUAAAGUGCAGAUUCCAUCAGGUUGGUUAUUAUGUAAUGAAAAUAGAGAACGAAUUAAUUUUGCGUGCCUAUAUAUUAUAAAUAACUCACUUUAUUUCAAGGAAAUUAGAGAUUCCAUUUCUAAUUCAGAUACUUUACUCAAUUCAGUUAUUUCUCUAGGAGAACAUAUAGUAAAAUUUUAUAAAAAUCCCAUAAUGCAACUUAUUAAAAGUUCUGAUUUACUAGAAAAUUUAUCAAGUCUAUUAGUUUUUAUAUUCUCUAUAUUAUCUAAGACUUACCCCAAUAAGAUAAACAAUUGGAUUUGUCUUCUUUCAGAAGAUAUGGAACUAAUUCCGGAAAUGAAUAUAUUAUUACCCGAGUUCUUAAUUUCAUACAUAAAAACUUAUCCAUCACUUUUACUAUGUACAACUGGGGAUUAUAGCAUAAUCAAUUAUGUAAUGAAGUUUAUUUCUAAUCUCCCUUCUAUAUUUCAAAUAAUUUUUAAAAGUAAGGAAUAUAAAUCAUUAAUUUUUGAAUGUAUCAAAAGUAUAAAUAUAUUGUCCUAUGCUAUAAAACAGUUAUUUAGCAGAUCAAAUUCACAGGUAACAUAUCAAAGUCUUAUAGAGAAGUUGUAUAAUAGUGUUAUACCUGCAAUAGAAUAUUUUAUUUCCGAAGAUAAUAUUGAUAAAGAAGCUUUACAUCAACUAAAAGAUAUUAUGAGGAGAUUGCAAUUAGCUAAUUGGAAGGUUUAA